UGCAUUAGUGAGUAGAAUUCAGUGUUCAUGCCAUGACGGUUGCUAAGACAAUGAGUUUGUUUGUAGUGACUAAGGCCGUGAUUGUUAACCGUCAGGGUUAGAAGACGUUAGUACUGCAGGUGCCUCUCGUGCCAGUCAAGCAGAUGCUCUGGCCUCUCUGUUCCUGAGACAACUUCAGCUCUUCUCUGACUGAACAGUGAGCCACUCCUUGCUGCCUGCAUAUCGCAUCGGCUAACACUGGGAUGAGAUAUGGAGAUGAAAAUAUAAUUAUCUUUACCCUCAGUUUGCCGCCAUCUCCAUAAAGUGGAGCAAGGACUUUCAGUGUCUCACGUUUUAGACAAAAGAAGGUGCAGGUCCUUGUUUACACGAUGGCCCUCAAUCCGUUCAUGGUGUUCCAUCUUUUCCUGACGGAUGUGGCCUUGCAGGGUCACCCAGAAAUGCUAGAUCAGUCCGUGUACGUCACUUCCCCUAUGACGUGCGCGGCGCGCUGUCUGAGCAUUGACCUGUGUCAGGCGUUUUUCCUCAAGAAGUCUGAAGACAAGUACAGGUGUACUCCGGCAUACCGUCGCUUCGUUCUAGAGUUAGGCUACACCUUCAUCUUCUCAGAGGGUCAGGAUCUGUACCACGUGCAUGGAGACAAGUGCAAGCCAGAAAGCGGCCUGUACUGGUACCCGUAUCUCCAGUUCUGCUUCAUGUUCAGUUCCCAGCAGGCCACCUACAGUGUCGCCAAGCAGGACUGUGAGGCUAAGGGCUUUCGCUUAGCUGUCCUAAACACCGACCUCAAGUACAACAUGACGAGACUUCGCCUCCUGCACUUUUCAGAUUUUAGUCAGCAGUCGUACUUCAUUGGGGCGGAGAGAGUUCCUGGUCAAAACAACUGGACAUGGGUGGACGGAUCAGAUGUCAAGAACCUGGACUGGGCUCCUGGUGAACCCAGCGACGCCACAGAAAAUUGCCUUGAUCUUCUCGUGAUUCUUACGUUUCGCAUGAAUGACGAGAAUUGUGCCUAUAGCCUAGGGUACAUGUGUGAUGUACCGAAUCCAUAGCAUCGUAUCACCAUCUGUAACAUAACGUGGAGCCAUCAUCGACUCUCUUGUGGCCGGACAACUCCAUAAUAAACCAAGUCGACCCGAACAAUUUUAAUAUGAUGUAAAGGCAGUUCGACUCAGCCAACACUAAAACUGUCUUAGAGACGAUCACAGAUGACAGAAAUUUCUAGUCUUUUUUAUUAUCUUGGCGUGUUAAAUUUGGUCUCAGAAGUGUUGGAGUGAUAUGUAGUCGUGGUAGAAUCGUUCCAAUCAAUUUAAUUUAUAAAGAAGUUGUCCACUUUUGUUGUGACACUUUAUCUGAAGGCAUGUUUCUGUAUAGAAAACAAUUUCCUAAUCGCAAAGAAGCAUAUUUGAAGUCUGCCCACACAGAUACACACAUACCUGACACGCGCGCGCACACACACACAGUAUGUAUUCUAUCCCCUACGGACUUGUACAGUCUUACAAAGCAACUGACCUGAUGGUGUCUUUGCAGCAGAUUAUGUCCAUCUCGGUCACUCCUGCUGUCGCUGUUGCAAUCCUGAUGGGGAUGUCUGAGCUGCAGCUGGGAAUGAUAGAUCACCAGUACUCAAAGCUGUUCACCUCCCCGAGCUGUAGCCCAUCGUGUAGAUUUUGGCAAUGUUUUUGCCGCUGGUGUUGACCAUGACUUUGCUGGUCAGUUCUGGUCUUCAUUCCAUCUGCCUUUGCUGCUGGCGGUCGACUCAGAUCAGUGUCGUCUGUAAAGUUCAGAUUUUAUGAGGGCCUAUCAGCAAUGGAAAGGUAGAUGUGAUGGUCUUAAAGGGUUUAUUGAAAAACGUUGUACAUUACAGGUCACAAGGUAAGCCUUGGUGGACAGUCACUGUUAUCUGAAAGACUGUUGUCUCCUUGGUAUCUUGUCGGACACGAUUAAGUCCCUUCGCAUAGCAGGCUGAGGGUGACAAACUCUCCUGUAAUCUUGUCCCUUUGUUUAUAGAUAUAUUUUGACGGGAAUGUCAGCUAUAAAUAGCCAUGUUUAUGUGUUUGUUGACAUUUCUAGAUAUCGAUGAUGAUCGCCAUGUUUGCAUUUGCCUGAAGUGAGCUGUGGCUCUUUUCCUUUCUUUCUGCGUAUUGUCGUCAAAAGUAAGAUAUUAUCAUCAGAGGGAAUCGACUGUAACUGAAGGUCUCGGCUGUAGAAAACCACGGAUGUAGUCGUCUCUUAUAUCUACAGCUAUUUCACUUUGAAUUUUGUUUUCUUUGUAGGGAUUAGGAUAGAUGCACUUUUUUUUUUCUUGUAGAAAUUCCUCAAUGACUGACUUUAUAGAAAAUAA
Messenger RNA from Pomacea canaliculata, 2335 nucleotides. RefSeq names its product hepatic lectin-like. NCBI's taxonomy places the organism in Eukaryota, Metazoa, Mollusca, Gastropoda, Architaenioglossa, Ampullariidae. The transcript is spliced from 5 exons. Bases 369 to 1046 code for a protein of 225 amino acids. The record is from RefSeq and is a predicted model, not a curated record.